AGUUUUCUUAACUUUUCGUUAUUGUUUACAGAUCAUCACUACUGCUACAAUGGGAGACCAGAUCAGCUGUGUCAUAUGCAAAGAGACAUACACAAGUGGAGAAAGGGAACCUGUGAUGCUACCUGAAUGUGGUCAUACCUUCUGCAGGCAUUGUCUUAACAGUCUUCCUGAAGCUAUUUGCCCCAUCUGCAAGAGACCCCACGCCGGGAAACCUGUAGCAGAAUUGCCGAUAAAUUUUGCUCAUUUAGCAAUAGCAGACUACCUGUCGAGUGACAAGGUGAGAGAAUACCUUGAAAAAUGUCCCAAGCAUGGCCUGCCACUCGAUCUAUGGUGCGCAGAUUCCGAGAGAGAGCUUUGUACAAGGUGUUACUUCGAGGAAACAAAACAGUCACACGAGCAGUUCAUAUGUAUUGAACAAACAAGGCAGAAGAUGGUCAAUAUUAUAGAAAAGCAAGUCUACUUAGCCUUAAAGCAUUCCUUGACAAUGGAUAAGGGGAAUAGUUGCCGGAACGUUUACACAAAGAGACUGAAUGAUAUUCUAAGAGGUGGAAAGCCAUUUUUAGGAAAGCUAGAAAAGCUCAAAAUGCUUUUGCCUCCCGCUGACAACGAGCCAGCCAACUCUGCCGACAAUAGGGAGGGAGAAGGCCAAGGUAAGACCACUUUUUGUCUUGCCUUGAACACAGACGGCCGGAAAGCAAGACUGACCUGGGAGCAAGGAAGCCUUAAUCUUUACGCUCUAUCGGAUGAAUAUGUCGACGCUCGCAUCAUGGUAAAGAUGUCUGAUAUUCUUUUGAUGAUCCCACAAGAAAACCCAGUGGUGUUCCUAGACGUAGCCAACGCAACCGGCAAACUGGGCCGCGUCUGCAUCAGAGUUUGGUCUCACUUGCGGCGCGGCCAGCAGUUCCUGGCGUUGUGCCAGGGUUAUCUCGGCCCCACGCUCAGGGGGUCAAAAUUUCUGGAUGUAGUGGUGGAAAGCGAAGCUACAUGCCUUCGCGGAGGUCAUUAUCUGAGUGAAGAUGGCCCCACUGCAAAGGCGCUGAUGGAUAACCUGGAGUGGAACGGAAACCAUGAACUUCCAGGACGCAAGGGUUACAUUACGGGCUGGAGUUACCAAGCAGUAGAGUAUGAAACUCUUUUUGGUAUAUUAUUGAAUGACUCCCAUGCUAAUUUCUGCUGCCCCUUUGGCGAGGUGGUUGAGGGCAUGUCAGUGGUAGAGAAAAUUGCCAGUUGCAGCGCGGUGCGAGAUGUAACCAUUGUGGAAGUGGGGAGAGUGAUUCCUGAGUUCGUCACUGAGGAAUAGCUAUAACUGGAUAAAUGCAUUUAAGUUUUAGUGGGAAAAGUAGAGGUGGCUUAACUGCAUCUUGUAUCGCUAUUUUUGUGUGUUUGCUUACUUUUUAGUUUGUAAGGUUAGAUACAAACAUUCAGUAUAUCAUUAUACCGCGCACACGCACACACACACAUACCCACACACCCACGCCCACACGCACACCCACAUCCACACCCACACCCACACAUACCCACCUGUACCCACGCACACAUAUACCCACAUACCCACACACACACA
This is a messenger RNA of Penaeus monodon (black tiger shrimp), 1564 nucleotides long. RefSeq names its product tripartite motif-containing protein 26-like. Gene Ontology annotation, biological process: protein ubiquitination. Gene Ontology annotation, molecular function: ubiquitin protein ligase activity. NCBI's taxonomy places the organism in Eukaryota, Metazoa, Arthropoda, Malacostraca, Decapoda, Penaeidae. The record is from RefSeq and is a predicted model, not a curated record.